This is a messenger RNA of Phragmites australis (common reed), 2090 nucleotides long. Its product is annotated as WEB family protein At2g38370-like. The record is from RefSeq and is a predicted model, not a curated record. Lineage: Eukaryota; Viridiplantae; Streptophyta; Magnoliopsida; Poales; Poaceae. The transcript is spliced from 2 exons. Bases 165 to 1805 code for a protein of 546 amino acids.
UUCGAGAGGUCAACGUCUCAACGUCUCGCUCGCCGGGACUCGCUCUUAAAGCCACGGCCUUUCCAGUCUUCCCAUACCUCCUCACUGUAGUCCUCCUACACAGCCCUCCUCUCCACUCUCCACGCAAACCAGACACCACCCAGAAAUUAACUCCACCAUUCCCCAUGAGCUCCGAGGCUGAAUGCCCAGCUCCGGAAGCAGCCGCCACCGCCAUCGACGGCGGGAGGGCGGAGAUCGACACGUCAGCGCCGUUCGAGUCUGUGCAGGAGGCCGUCGACCGCUUCGGCGGCAGCGCCGCCUGGAGCUCCGACCUCGUCAGGCGCAUGUUCAGGCCUUCAAAGAAACAUGAACACUCUAAAGAAACUGAAGAAGCUAUCAACGUAGAGGAGCAGGCUGCGCAGCUGGAAAAUGAGCUAGCCGUCAAAGAGAGGGAGACGCUUGAUGUGUUGAAGGAACUGGAGUCAACCAAGAAAAUAAUAGCAGACCUAAAACUGAAGAUACACAAAGGAACUACUGAAACAUCUCCUGAAGCUGUGAAGUCUGAUGAAAUUAAUCGAGUUUCUGUGGCAGGACCUGAAGAGCAGCAACCUGAAAACAUCAACAAGGAUGUGGAUAUGGAAGGCUCGGAAGAAAAUCCGCAGCAGCCUUCAGGUUCAGUUUUGGUGGAACUUGAGCAGGCAAAAGCAAGCCUAAACAGAACUACAAGUGAUCUGGCUGCAGUGCGGGCCGCAGUUGAUUUACUGCGUAAUAGCAUAGCGAAAGAGAAAAUGUUGCUCGAGAGAGGCCGAGAAAAGCUUUCGGCUAAUACUUCCUUGAUUACCUCUUUGGAGGAUGAGCUGGAUCAGACGGCACAAAAGUUGGAAACUCUGAAGGAUCUGCAGAGGAGACGCAAAGACCCCUCGGACAUUUUUAUUGAGAUCAAGAAAAUGACGUCUGAGGUACAACAGCUCAGGAGCAUGGCAAAUGAUUCAAAAUCUGAAGCGAUGGUGUUGGCUGCAGAUAUUGAGCAAGCAAAGGCUAGCAUUAGCACAGCUGAGGUCAGGUGCAUUGCAGCAAAAAAGAUGGAAGAAGCCGCUAAAGCAGCAGAAGCUCUUGCACUUGCUGAGAUCAAAGCUCUACUGAGUAGUGAAAGUUCUUUUGAAGGAAACACCACUUCUGAUGGAGUGACUCUCUCGGUGGAGGAUUAUUUCACACUGUAUUCCAAAACUUGUGAAGCUGAUGAAAACUCCAGGAAGAAAGUAGAAGAUGCCAUGCUUCAGGUAGAUAUGGCUAACAGUUCAGAGUCCGAGUUGGUUAAGAGGCUUGAGGAUGCCAAAGUAAAGGUUGAGGACUGCAAGAAGGCACUACAAGAGGCCCUAAAGAGGGUAGAAGCUGCAAACCAUGGGAAGCUUGCAGUUGAAGAGAUUCUUCGUAGGUGGAAAUCGGGGAAUGGACACAGAAAGCGGUCUAUUGGCGGCUCUCCAAAGUUCAAAAAUGCAGCUCACCAUCGUAAAGAUUUGCACGCCAUGGAUAUCAUUGCUGAUGUUUCAGAUAGAUCCUUCAAGCCAACUUUGUCAAUUGGGCAGAUACUGAGUAUGAAGUUAAUGGGACCUGAUGGGUAUGACAAAAGUGUCUGGGACGACAAAACAUGCGAGAUGCCAAACAUCUCACUUGGUCAGAUUCUGAACAGAAGUGGUGUUUUGUGUAGAGAAGAUAUGGCUGCUCGCAAAAGAAUUUCAGGAAAGAGGAAGAAAUUCGCAUUGACAGGACUUUCAGUUCUCUUGACAAAGCAAUCUAAGAGCAAGAAGAAGAGAGAAUCCUUUUGAACUUACAUAAAUUGUCCCAAAAAGAUCAUUGUAGUGUUGUAUUUUGUAGUAUUUAUCACUAGCUAUUUAUCAAGCCAUUUUAUCUGAGGUUGUGUAGUACCGUUUUAGGUUGUCCCCUAUUAAAUGUAACCGGUAGCAAUUUUUUGCUGCUAAUAAGAGUAGAGUUUAACAGUUCUCUGCACUGUAUGAUGUUGAAAUUUAUAUAACUGGACCUAUUAAAUGUAACCGGUAGCAAUUUUUGCUGCUAAUAAGAGUAUAGUUUAACAGUUCUCUGCGCUGUAUGCU